Messenger RNA from Tilletiaria anomala UBC 951, 918 nucleotides. RefSeq names its product NuA4-domain-containing protein. The coding region runs from base 187 to 801 and encodes 204 amino acids. The record is from RefSeq and is a predicted model, not a curated record. Gene Ontology annotation, cellular component: NuA4 histone acetyltransferase complex. The transcript has a single exon. Lineage: Eukaryota; Fungi; Basidiomycota; Exobasidiomycetes; Georgefischeriales; Tilletiariaceae.
CUCCGCCAAAACUGAGACCUGGAAUAGCCACGGUAUCUAGCCUACUGCACACGGAUUGUGACCAUCCUUCACGUCGAUGCAUGAAUUGAUAUCCAAUGAUCCAUCGUAUCGCUCACGCUUCCAACCGCACACGGCGACAGUACCCUGCAUCCUAGAUCGCGAUCAGACUGCGAGGAUAUUCGCAAGAUGAGCAACGCAGAGGGAGGUGCAAGCGCCAGCGCCAGCGGCAGUGCAAGCGGCGCGUCCCAGCAGCAGCAGCCGCAGCCUUCACAGCCUCCGCCACAGUCUCUUGAGGAGGCAAAUCAGCGCUAUGGCUCCAUAAAGGCGCAGCUCAAGACCAGUUUGGCACGCAAGCGGCAGAUGGACAAGGCUUUGAUUGACUUGGAGACGCAGAUCUAUGUAUUCGAAGGCUCAUAUCUCUCCAGCACUGCCGCAUCGGGCGGCAACAUCGUCAAAGGCUUCGACUCGUACCUCAAGACGACCAACCCAAACUCUGCAAGCAUGGCCGCUAUUGCAGGCGGAAAAGAGGUGCUGCCCGAAGACAGGAUGUUUAGUGCAAGCAGCGCGACGUACGAGCGUAGCUUGGAGCUCAGCAUCGGCGCCGGCAGUGGCGGAACUCGCAUCGACACCGCAACGCCUCCGCCUCCCGAGUCAGGCAGCAAGGUUGCCGAGGCUCGGGCAUCGCCAGCAGGAGAAAAGCCCCACAAGUCGGGUGCGUCAGGCAGCUCUGGAAAACUCAAGCGAAAGCACGAUGAAGCUCCCUCGGGCAAGAACCACAAGAAGAAAAAGGCCGAAGACUAAACCCGCUCUCCCUAGGCGCCUGGGUUGUGGCCGCGACGGGCUGCUUGAGGAACUUCGCAUGUGGGUAUGCUGGUGGUGUUGGCCGUCAGAGCUUGCGUGAGCGCACUCUGCGGUUGC